AUGAAAGCGUGGGUGAACCUCCGAUCUGUGAAUAUCACGAAUCCUACCACAACAGCCGAUUAUUUCGCAUCGCAGUGGGUAGAUCCGAGUGAUAUCUUCUCUGUUCUCCUCUUGUUAGGGCCAGAGAUCGUUCAGCAAGCUGUCGCUCAGCUGGCAGGGCGCGCAAUCACCCCGGUUGCUUUCUCCUUUGGAUGGGUGGCAUACUCCGCGAAAGCCUUACUUUCGAUGAUUGGAGACGGACGACUGAUGCCCGAGACCGACAUGCUUAAUACGCUAGUUAUUGGUGCAGACAGUAAACAUGUCCGGACCGCAAGUUCAUGGAUCUUAGGUCGCUUGCUACGCGACCUGGACGAUCGAUACGAUAAGGAGAUGGAAGGUGAGGAGUCUCAUGUUCCACCCUCGCAAUCUGUCUCGGCCCGUCCGGGAUUCACCGAAAAGGAAAAGGGCAUCAGCCACCAGCAGGGGAAGCCAUGGGAAGCCCUGCGAAUCUCGGUCUAUCAAGUUAUCAAUCAAGAUGGGCACAAUCAUGGCGUUCCACAUUGCGAUUGGGUAUGGUACUCGGGAUUUGUAGUCAUCCUCGGGCAGCUAGUCAUUGCUAUGCUACCAUGGGUGCUGUAUGGGCAGUGGGGUACAUUUCUCAUCACUGCCUAUGGGAACUUUCUAGCCCUGUUGAGCGGCUCGCUUCCACAAUGGCGGAAAGAGAAAUGGUCAUGUCCUCGAAACGGGGGGGCCACAGUCACCCUCACCCAAGGCAAUGGCAGCCGCCACGCAGUUGUAAUCUUAGGUGAAAAAAAGGCUGGCUUGGAUCUGGAGAUCCUGGCUCGGGGAACUCGCACGUCCGCCCCUUCACGCGUCACCCGCCUCGCUGCCGCACUUCUAGCAAUUCAGUGGAUUGGGCUACUGAUCACAGCAGAUGGAUUGGCGAUUGAUACCUGGUAUCUACUGGGCAUCGGAGCCUUGGGGAGUAUUCAGAAUGUGAUCGCUGCGGGAGCUCGCCGAUCCCCAAGUGCAUUGGGUGUUCACAUUCGCGAUAUCGGUCAGCCAAUCCGAGGCAACCGUGUAGCAGAUGUGCUAAAAGCCGCUGAGCGGCAGUAUCCUGGCCUGGGCAUGAGCUUAGUCCCUAUUUUCUUUCCAGGUUCCAUGCGAGUCCAGCCCUCUGAGUUUGACUUCUGGCGAGCAGCAAAUGAGCGUCAAAUGGGACCCAAUAGAUUCGGGACACGCAUUGAUAACCUCCCACCCCCACCCCAAUCAUCCACCAUACAGAUGGCGGCCGACGUCCCCGAACAUGACUUGAUCAAUACUGAAGAGAAACACAUCUAA
Botrytis deweyae is the source of this 1320-nucleotide messenger RNA. RefSeq lists its product as uncharacterized. The record is from RefSeq and is a predicted model, not a curated record. The transcript has 3 exons. NCBI's taxonomy places the organism in Eukaryota, Fungi, Ascomycota, Leotiomycetes, Helotiales, Sclerotiniaceae. Bases 1 to 1320 code for a protein of 439 amino acids.